ACCGAUUCUUAUUUUAUAUAGUCGAUAGUUUUGGAGACGUUUUUGUCGGUAAAUAUAUAUUUUAUAUAUUAAAAUGACGAAGAAAUACAUAGUUGCGAUAUUCAUUGUUGCUGUUUGUUCUCUAACGAGAUCAGUAUCAGCAACGAACGUGCAGCUGCCAGCAGUGUACCCCCUCGUGAACAUACUUCUACCCCUUCUGAAUAACGUGUACAAUCUCCUUCUAUCUCUUCUAUCAAUCUUCGAUUCCCUACCGCCAGCUAUAAGCUGUCUCAUUCCAGUAGACCUAUCAGCUUUGGAGACAUCAUUGCUCAAGCUGUACUCUCAAGCGCUGGCAAUCGUUAACUUCUUGAGAUCCUUGCCUGAAUAUGCUAUCGGAGCGAACCCAAAAAGCCCAUCAGCUGGUGUCACCAGUGUACAAGGUCUCCUUACGAGCCUGGUCGGAGCUAUCACGGACCUCACAGACGAUGUCCUCAUUGGUAUUGGCGGUGGUCUUCUGCCAGGUCUACUUCAGCUCGUGGUCUGUGUUGUCACGGCCUUGCUUAACUUGUUACUUUAAUCCAAUCCAAAUUGGUAAUGAUACGUGUUAUUUUUAGUUAUACUAAAAU
Messenger RNA from Nymphalis io (European peacock), 605 nucleotides. RefSeq lists its product as uncharacterized. NCBI's taxonomy places the organism in Eukaryota, Metazoa, Arthropoda, Insecta, Lepidoptera, Nymphalidae. The record is from RefSeq and is a predicted model, not a curated record. The transcript is spliced from 2 exons. Bases 74 to 556 code for a protein of 160 amino acids.